AUGUCUCACACCGCAAAGGACGAUGAGGCGCCUUAUCAGCAGCACGCAGAAGAGGUCGAGUCUCAGAUUGCAAAGCCCACCCUCGAUCCCGGCCAUGUCGACCGCGCUGCUCAGAUGAUAGGUACCCAGCACAUUGAGGUCACAGAAGAGGACAAUAAACGCCUUCGUCGCAAGACAGAUAAACAUGUCCUCUCCAUCCUCGUCUGGGUCUACUUCCUCCAGAUCCUCGACAAGUCCGUCCUCGGCUACGGCGCCGUCUGGGGUAUGCGCGAGGACACGAACCUCAGCGGCAAUGAAUACUCCAUGGUCAGCUCCAUGGCUCCCAUCGCCCAGCUCGUCUGGCUGCCCUUCUCCUCCUGGCUCAUGGUCAAGGUUCCCCAUCGCAUCUUUAUGGCCAGUCUCGUCCUCGGCUGGGGAACCGCUCAGGCAUGCAUGGCAGCUUGUACCACCUACCAGGGUCUUAUUGCCACUCGAUUCCUGCUUGGUCUAUUUGAAGCGGCUUGUCUUCCGCUCUUCUCCGUCAUCACAUCGCAGUGGUACAGACGUGCUGAACAGCCAAUGCGCGUUGCUUGUUGGUAUGGAACCAACGGCGCGGCCAACAUGUUCGCUGCGGCGCUAUCGUUUGGCCUCGGUCAGAUCAACGGGUCGCUUGCGUCGUGGCGCAUCCUGUUCCUCUUCGCCGGCCUUAUCACCGUGCUUACAGCCCCCGUGGUCUACUUCGUGCUUGACAACGAUAUCGUCUCUGCGCGCUUCUUGACAGAGCAUGAGAAGCUGCAGACGAUCGAACGACUCCGCGCCAACCAGACUGGAACUGGAAGUCGCAACUUCACGUGGUCCCAGGCUUUGGAGGCGCUUAUCGAGCCCAAGACAUGGUUGUUCAUUGGCAUGGCUCUGUGCCUCAACGUGACCGCCGCCGUGACCAAUACCUUUGGACCUAUCAUCGUCGGUGGCUUUGGCUUCGACAAGGGCGUCACGUCGCUGCUUAAUAUCCCGUUCGGUGCUGUACAGCUUCUCGUCAUUUUCCCAGCCUCCUACCUUGCGCACCGAUACCGCCUAAAGUCAGUCUUCCUUGUCGGCGUCAUGCUGCCCGUUCUUGCAGGCGCUGUGAUGCUCCACCAACUCGGACGCGACAACACAGCGCCUCUCCUCGCCGCAUACUACAUGCUCGCGUUCCUCUUUGGCGGCAACCCACUCAUCGUCUCGUGGAUGAUCUCCAACAUUGCCGGCACCACCAAGAAGUCGGUCAUCAUGUCCUUGUACAACAUUGGCGUCUCGGGUGGAAACAUCAUCGGUCCUCUGCUGUUCAGCUCCAAGGAUGCGCCCACCUAUAAGCCUGGUCUCACCAAGACCAUGGGAAUUACCGGGGCUAUGAUUGGUGUGAUUCUCUUGCAAUUGGUCAACUUGAUGUUCUUGAAUAAGCUGCAGGAGCGCAAGCGUGUGAAAAAUGGCAAGCCAGCUAAGAUUCGAGAUCUCAGCAUGGAGCAUCGCUAUGUGGCAAAUGCACAAGAAGGAGAGGAUGAGGGCCAAUUGGGUCAGAACGCUUUCUUGGAUUUGACCGACUCCAAGAACGAUGAGUUCGUCUAUGUCUAUUAA
Messenger RNA from Fusarium sp. VM40, 1593 nucleotides. NCBI's taxonomy places the organism in Eukaryota, Fungi, Ascomycota, Sordariomycetes, Hypocreales, Nectriaceae. The record is from the annotation of a GenBank genome assembly.